AGCACAUGCAGAUCACUGCAAGGAGAUUUACUUCCUCAUCAUCGUGUCUUCGGUCCAGAAAGACAGAAUCAUCCUUAAUGUAAGCAAGCACUUGAUAGCCGUUGAAGAAUUGACAUCUGCUAGGAAUCAUUCCAGAAAUGCUGUUAUGCUGAAUGUUGCGUUGAUACAGUUUGGGAAUGGCUGCAGUAUUUGUGAGUUCUUGGAGGUAUCAAAUGUGGCACUUCAAUCAAGUAACCAAUGGUGUUGGAGUUCUUCUGCUGCAGUUUCUUCUGACUCUUUUUCCCCACAACAUAAUAGAAAGAAAAAAACCAAGCUGGAAAGGAGUGCAAUGGUAUUGGCUUUUGUGGAGAAAUAUAGAACUUUGAACGGUGGGAAAUUCCCAACAGUUUCCUGUACUCAAAAGCAAGUUGGUGGAUCAUAUUAUGUAGUUCGAGAGAUUAUUCAAGCAUUGGAACAUAAUCAUAAGAGCGCAUCUCUAGAAACUCAAAAGGGAAUUAAAGUUUGGGUGGAAAUGGCAAAGUGUGAUGAUGUUUCGUCCACGAGAGAACCUUUUUUUUUAUCUGAUGCUAAGCAAACUUCCUUUAAAGAGUUUGAAGGUGAUACUACCAAAUUUAGGAUGGAGAACUCAAGUAAUAAAACCAAGGAAGGCGCUGAAACUUCCAGUUUGAGUAUUGAGGCCCAUCUUGAUAGUCAGAUUAAAAUAGAUGCUAUUAAAAUGUCUACUCCUUCCAGGGUUACUAAAGAAGAUAAGGGUUUGGAUUUUGACAAAUUAUCUGCUUUUACUUCACCAGCAACAGUGAAACCACAAACCCAUGCUUCAGGAAUGUCAGAUGCCGAAGCAUUGAAUGUUAGACUCCAUACUUCUCUUACUUCUGAAGAGGUGGGACAUCAAGUUUCUGCUAAAUUGGAAAGUAAAACCAGUGUUUUGCACACUUCAACUGAAGAGAUAGAAGCUUGUGGAAAAGAUGCAGCUUCUGCUUCCAACUUACAUGAAGAAGCCUUUAGAUCAGAAGAACUUUAUCAUGGCCAAAGGCAAAUGAUUGUAGAGGGAGCAGCAUCAACCAAGAGAUCAAGCUUUUGGGGUAAUUUGAAAUCCAUGGCUUUUGGUAUCAUCAACCUGUGGAAGUAAGGUUUAGUUUUUAGUCUCUUUUUUGUUGUUUCUUUCUGUUAUAUAAUAGAAAUAGAUCAUGGAGAUUGUGCUUCCUGUCAUGACACCUGCUUAUGGAUAUAUCUGAAAGCUUAU
This is a messenger RNA of Phalaenopsis equestris, 1243 nucleotides long. RefSeq lists its product as uncharacterized. NCBI's taxonomy places the organism in Eukaryota, Viridiplantae, Streptophyta, Magnoliopsida, Asparagales, Orchidaceae. Bases 146 to 1129 code for a protein of 327 amino acids. The transcript is spliced from 6 exons. The record is from RefSeq and is a predicted model, not a curated record.